Molecule: messenger RNA, 1654 nt
Organism: Misgurnus anguillicaudatus (oriental weatherfish)
Lineage: Eukaryota; Metazoa; Chordata; Actinopteri; Cypriniformes; Cobitidae
Source: RefSeq, a predicted model, not a curated record
UAUUUCAAAGAUGGAGGCACAACAUGGAUGCGCCAUUCGAGCGAUUUGACCUGUACGUGACAUGGCAGAAGCGAGUAUUUCAGUGGUUCAGGAUCAGUUCAUCUGUUCAAUCUGUCUGGAUUUACUGAAGGAUCCAGUGACCAUUCCCUGUGGACACAGUUACUGUAUGAGCUGUAUUACAGACUGCUGGAUUUGGGAUGAUCGAGGAGUUUAUAGCUGCCCUCAGUGCAGACAGACCUUCACUACAAGACCUGUUUUAAAUAAAAACACCAUGCUGGCUGAAGUGGUGGAGAAACUGAAGAAGAGAAAAUUUCAGACUGAUAGAUCUGCUCUCAGUUAUGCUGGACCUGAAGAUGUGAAGUGUGACAUUUGUACUGGGAGAAAAUACAAAGCUAUCAAGUCCUGUCUGAUGUGUGUGAACUCUUACUGUCAAACUCACUUUAAACUUCAUGAAGAACUUCAAUCAGAUAAACGACACAAAGUGAUUGAUGUCACCAAAAGACUCCAGCAGAUGAUCUGCAUAAAACAUGAUAAACAAAUGGAAAUCUACUGUCGUACUGACCAACAAUGUAUUUGUUAUCUUUGUACAAUGGAUGAGCAUAGAAAUCAUGACACUGUUGCAGCUGUAGUAGAGAGAAGAGAGAAACAGCUGAUUUUGAAGGAGACACAGAGAAAAUCCCAGCAGAGAAUCCAGGAGAAAGAGAAGCAGCUUCAGGACCUAAGAGAGGCUGUGAAAACUUACAAGAUCUCUGCGCAGACAGCAGUGGAGGACAGUGAGAGGAUCUUUACUGACCUGAUCCGAUCCAUUGAGAGAAGACGAUCUGAGGUGACACAGCUGAUCAGAGAUCAGGAAAAGACUGCAGUGAGUCAAGCUGAAGAACUCUUGAAGAAACUGAGGUGGGAUAUUGAUGAUCUGAGGAGGAGAAAUGAUGAGAUGGAGAAACUUUCACAAACAGAAGAUCACAUCAGUUACCUUCAGAGUUUUCAGUCUCUCUCCUCAUCUCCUGGAUUUUCAAACAUCACUGUCAGUUCUUUUCUCUCUUUUGAUGAUGUGAGGAAAUCUGUCACUAAACUGAAAGAAAAGAUGGAGGAUUUCUGUAAAGAAGAGAUUGAAAAGAUAGGUGGCAAAGUUUCAUCCACUGAAGUUAUUUUCUAUGAACCCAAGACCAGAGCAGAGUUUUUACAGUAUUUUAGUCUGUUCUCUAUGGAUCCAAACACAGCACAUAGACGUAUCUGUCUGUCUGAAGAUAACAGAGUGGCUACUGGCACUAAGAGAGAUCAGCAGUAUCCUGAUCAUCCAGACAGAUUUGAUUAUUAUCUUCAGGUGUUGUGUAGAGAGAGUUUGUGUGGACGCUGUUACUGGGAGAUUGAGUGGAGUGGGAGUAAUGGUGUGGGUAUAUCAGUGUCAUAUAAGAGCAUCAGCAGGAAGGGAAGCGGUCAUGGGUGUCGACUGGGAUUUAAUGAUCAGUCCUGGAGAUUGAUCUGCUCUCCCUCUGAAUGCUCAUUCUGGCACAAUAAGAUAUGGCUCAAUAACAUAAUGACAGAUCUUAGUGUACUCUUUAGGUCUUGUAGCUUUCUACAGCGUCUCCGACACAAUGACCCUCAUUCACAGAGUCAACACCACAUUCAACGAACCUCUCUAUCCUGGGAUUAG